Pediculus humanus corporis (human body louse) is the source of this 651-nucleotide messenger RNA. RefSeq names its product Homeotic protein ultrabithorax, putative. The record is from RefSeq and is a predicted model, not a curated record. Lineage: Eukaryota; Metazoa; Arthropoda; Insecta; Psocodea; Pediculidae. The transcript has 2 exons. Bases 1 to 651 code for a protein of 216 amino acids.
AUGAAUUCGUAUUUUGAACAACCUGGUUUUUAUGCCGGGCAUCAUCAUCAAUCGUCUACCGGUAGCACGCAUCACGAUCAAGCAGCAGCAUAUAGAUUUCCACUCGGUUUGGGUAUGUCACCCUAUGCAAGUUCUCAACACCAUCAUCAUCAUUCUUUACAUCAGAACAGACCACCGCAGGAUUCGCCGUACGAUGCGAGCGUUGCGGCCGCUUGUAAAUUAUAUACGUCCGCAGCUGACACGACACAAAAUUCAAAUUAUUCAUCAUCGAAAGACUGCUCAAAAAGUAACAACAACGAAAGCCAUCAAAACGGUUACGCUGCCGUCGUGGCAGCGGCCAAAGACGUUUGGUCUUCGGCGUCGGGAGCGACGGUGAACGGUACGAACGUUGCUCCCGUUCGUCCCGCGGCGUGUACGCCGGAUUCGCGGCUCGGGUAUGGUACAGGUUUGGUCGGUGGAGAUCCCGGUUCGAGUCCCGGGACGACCGGUGGCGGUAGAACCUCGGCAACAUCAUUGGGUUCGUGGAACCAGUGUUCGUUGAAUUCAUCGGGUUCCCAAUCAACUGUUGGCUCGCAAUUGCACCAACAAUCUGCCAAUCACACAUUUUACCCAUGGAUGGCCAUCGCGGAUAAAUUCCACCCCAACAGCUGA